UUAAGUAAAGUCCCGAAUUUAUACGAGUAGUUUUGACAGGUCGAAAAUUGAAAAUUGUACAACCGGAAAGAAUUUUUCUACUAUUUGAUUAGUAAGCACUUUCAAAAUCGAUCGGAGCAGGGAAUUGUUUACACAGUUUUGUGUAAGAAGAUGGUCAAGUGCUCAGAAACUGAGUUUUAUCGGGACGACUACACUUAUGCGGAGGAGCCCGUCGACUACGACAAACUUCCCAUAACAGAAACUUUAAUUAUCGACUCUCUAAAUGAACAACUGCCAACAGGCGAAGAAGGCAAGUAUGCCCGACUGGUGAAACUUGACAUCCAUACUAUCACGCAUUUAAAGUUAGAGUACAAAUCAAUUUCUAUAAUUGACAACUUGACCAAUCUUGAUGCCUUAACAAAACUGCAAUUGUGUAAUAAUGUCAUCACGAAGAUUGAAAACUUGGACGCCCUCGUUAACCUGGUCUGGCUGGAUUUGUCGUUCAAUUGCAUUCAAAAAAUUGAGAAUUUGGAUAACUUGAGGAAAAUUGAAGUUUUGGAUUUGCAUCGAAAUUUUAUCUCGACUCUGGAAAACAUGGAGAAUCUAUUGAGGAUGGAAAUUUUUCAUAUUUCCAGCAAUAAAUUGGACAAUUAUGAGAAUGUGAGAUGUAAAUAUUUAAAAUGUUAAGCUGUGUACAGUAAAAUUACAGUUUUUUCCAUCAUUUUCAACAGGUGAAAUACCUCAGGAAAUUUAUUCGUCUCCGAUCUGCCAGCUUUUUAGGAAAU
This is a messenger RNA of Folsomia candida, 764 nucleotides long. RefSeq names its product dynein regulatory complex subunit 3-like. Gene Ontology annotation, molecular function: protein binding. The record is from RefSeq and is a predicted model, not a curated record. The transcript has 3 exons. Bases 151 to 666 code for a protein of 171 amino acids. Lineage: Eukaryota; Metazoa; Arthropoda; Collembola; Entomobryomorpha; Isotomidae.